AUGUCCGGGACGGAAGGUGGUGCUUUCGGUGCUGGGAAAGCAGGAACCCCAUUUGACCUUUUAACGUUCAUUAAAAAACCACAAGUGAUAUUGCGAAUAGCAAGCACGGUAUGGGCUAUGGUUGUGUUUGGGUGUAUCUCGGCAGAAGGCUGGUAUGACGGUCAUUGUCAGAUGCGAGAUGACGCCAAUGCCUGUAACUAUGGUGUAGGAAUUGGAGUUUUAGCAUUCCUAAUUUGUAUUGGAUUUCUUGUGGUGGAUGCCCUGUUUGAAAACAUCAGCAGUGUGCAAUACAGAAAAUAUGUGGUUAUAGCUGAUAUGUGUGUAUCAGCAUUGUGGACAUUCCUGUGGUUUGUUGGCUUCUGCUACUUGACGGAUGCAUGGAAUCAUUCUCCUGACAACAGCGUCUAUCGUGCCCCUCACGGUCAUGGCCGCGAUCAUGUACAAGCAGCCAUAGCUUUUUCCUUCUUCUCCAUUAUAUCCUGGGGAGGCCUCACCUUCUUUGCUGUGAGGCGCUAUCGGGAAGGCUCGCAGGAAACGUUCACUCAAGGAUAUGAAACGGAACAAAAUGCAUCUUCUCCGUAUUCUUCAUUCCCUGGCAGUGAUACUGGAGACCCAUAUCAGCAGCCCCCAUUCAGUGGUCAGAAGGAGGCUCCCGACUUCCAGCCACCAACCUACUAGGGAAGAGCAUAUGAAUUGCCCCUUUUCAGUUGUGGGGGAACAAGAAUCAAAAGGAGGAUCCACCAGUGUUACCAUGGUCACUGUUAGAGAGUUGUAUUAGGCUGUUGUCAAGUGUAGGAUGAGGUUUGGAUAUGUAUAUGUAGCUGAGAUAUCAGAUCAUGGUAUGUCUGGGUCACUUGAAGGUCAUUUUGGCUUUAUCAACUACAAACUCAUUUAUAAAUAUUCAAUGCCUAUAUAUUUACUGUUGAAUAAGUAUUAAAGAAUUAGAUUCAGUUUUGGGUGGUUAAAAUUUGAAAUAUGAAGCUGGUGUGAUAUGUCACUGCUACUGACUGUUAAGGGCGUUGAAGAAAAAUUAAGGAAACAAUGCUUUCUGGAGUCCUGAUAGAUGGCUGAAUUUUAGUAAGUCUAGGUACUUAAUGGAACUAAGGAACUAGACUGUUGGAAGCCUGUUAAUGUUCUUUUUUAGCAGUCUUUCAGAUGCUGAUGGGGUCUGAUUAAAGGAAGAUUACUAAAUAUAUUUUGGCUAGCAAGUAACUGAAGGAGGUGAGGUGUGUGAUUAUUGAAGGAAUUGGUAUGUAAAAUUCUUUAAAAAGGAUUGACAUGGUUUGACAGCUGUUUGAGUUGGCCUCAGUGUGUUCAGCACCAGGAAUAACCGAUCUCACUGAUGAUAGAUUUUCCUUGAUGGGAAAAAGGCACAAAGAUAUGUAGGAAAUCCAUAUAUUGUACUAGUAUCAUCUUUGAUUCUCUUCUGUGUUGUGAUUAGCUAAGACUUGUCAAUACUAUAUAUUCAUCAAUUUGAUAGAUCUCUGGAGUUUGUAGCUUUACUUAAAAUGAAGUUUCUAUGCUAUUGUAUCAGGUGAAACAUGUCACAUGUUUAAUAUUCCUUAAAAUCAGAGAGGAUUUAUCCAGUGGAAGUAUUUAACCUUAUAAAUUGUUGUUUAAGCUGAGAAGACAUUGGUCUGAUUACUGUUAUAUAGUCAGAUUAUUACUAGAGCAAAUGUUAUACCCACCUGUAGAUAUAGGCAUAUUCACCAUGCUUAAAAGAUAUGUUGGUUAUAUUGUAAGUCAAGUAUUGAGCUAGCUUCAGUGACAGGACUGGCCUUUGAGAGCUAGCCUUGGUGAAAGGACUGGUCUCUGAGAGCUAGCCUGGUGACAGGACUAACCUCUGAGAGCUAGUCUUGGUGACAGGACUAACCUCGGAGAGCUAGCCUUGGUGACAAGACUGACCUCUGAGGGCUAGCCUUAGUGACAGGACUGACCUCUGAGAGCCAGUCUCAGUGAUGGGACUGACCUCUGAGAGCUAGCCUUGGUGACAGGACUGACCUCUAAGGGCUAGCCUUGGUGACAGGACUAACCUUGGAGAGCCAGCCUCAGUGAUGGGACUGACAUCUGCGGGCUAGUUUUAGUGAUAGGACUGACCUCUGAGAGCUAGCCUUGGCGACAGGACUGGCCUUUGAGUGCUAGCCUUGGUGACAGUAUUGGCCUUUGAGAGCUAGCCUUGGUGACAGGAAUGGUCUCUGAGAGCUGGCCUUGAUGACAGGACUAACCUCUGAGAGCCAGCCUCAGUGAUGGGACUGACCUCUGAGAGUUAGCCUUGGUGACAGGACUGACCUCUAAGGGCUAGCCUUGGUGACAGGACUAACCUCGGAGAGCCAGCCUCAGUGAUGGGACUGACAUCUGCGGGCUAGUUUUAGUGAUAGGACUGACCUCUGAGAGCUAGCCUUGGCGACAGGACUGGCCUUUGAGUGCUAGCCUUGGUGACAGGAAUGGUCUCUGAGAGCUGGCCUUGAUGACAGGACUAACCUCUGAGAGCCAGCCUCAGUGAUGGGACUGACCUCUUAGGGCUAGCCUUGGUGACAGGACUGGUCUCUGAGAGCCAGUCUCAGUGACAGGACUGACCUCUGGGAGCUAGCCUCAGGGACAUGACUGACCUCUGAGGGCUAGCCUUGGUGACAGGACUAACCUCGGGGAGCCAGCCUCAGUGAUGGAACUGACCUCGGAGAUUCAGCCUCAGUGAUGGGACUGACCUCUGAGGGCUGCUAGCCUUGGUGACAGGACUGGUCUCUGAGAGCUAGCCUUGGUGACAGAACUGACCUCUGAGAACCAGCCUCAGUGAUGGGACUGACCUCUGAGAGUUAAGUCCAGUGAUGGCACAGACCUCUAAAUGCUCAUCACUUCAGUAAUCGAUGAUGGGACUAACCUGUAGCUAGUGCUAGCUUCAGUGAUGGGACGGACCUCAAAGAGCUUUUGUUAGUGAUAUGACUUGCCUCAAACAUCUAGCCUCAGUGUCUGAGAGAUGUGACUUACCUCUAAGAGCUAUUCUCAAUGAUGUGAUUUGCCUCCAAGUGUUAGUGAUGGAAAUGACCUCCUUAAUUCCAAUUUUAAUGAGGGCUGUAGAAUGUGUGUGUAUGUACCGGUAAAGCAUUUCAAACCACCACCUUGUUCCCAGAAACACACGGUGAGGCUAGCUUGUUGAUUGGUAGGACUGUACCAGUUUUUAUUGUUUUUCAUGUGAUAUUCCUUUUUUUUCCGCAAUUUAUUUUAUUUGACAGUGAAUCAUUCCAUUUCUUCAAUGUAUUUAAUUUGUGCUAUGUAAAUAUAAAGAUAUUCCUAAUUGGGUGAGUGUAAGGGUAUGGCGUUGCUGUCUUCUGUAGAUUAGAAUGCUAUCAGUUUGAUUUCUUUUAUAGUAUUUUAAUGUUAAACUGUUAUAUACAUAUAUUUACAUUUUAUAUCAUAAUUUAUGUCCAUAUUUCAAAGUAGAUUUUUCAUUUUGUUAAGUUUGUGUAAAAACAUAUUUCUGUCAAAGAGUUGUCUAUUGUCUGCUCAUAAUAUUUAAUACUCUGAAAUAGCCACACUAAUUGGUAUACAAGACAUUAACAUUCUGGUUUGUAUGGGUCUUACCUUCACUGUUUGACUUUGAUAUUUAGAAAUCAUAUCUAUUGUAUCCUAGUUUGUGUGUAGAACAGAUAAUACUUUCAUUAAUGACUCUGUGAAUUCUGUAAGAAUUUCCAGUUCUGCUUUUUUGCAGUUUUACUUAUGUUACACCUUCUUUCUGUACUGAUCAUUCUGUACUUGACCAAUGUCACUUGUUUUGAGGUUGUUGUGUUGACAUUGAAGUCUGGUUCACUUACAGAUUUAGCUGUUGAUCAGCAUCGCCCGGUCUUGGUGUUAGUGUGCUUAUUCCAUAAUCAGUCAGUAACAUCAGUGUUACUGUCUGUGUACUUAUAACCAUGUAUGAGUGUUGGAUGAUGUGUGUUAGACUUGUGCCACUAUGCUGUCCCAUAAGCCAAAGUGUUUUUUUGUGAUCACUGAUGGAAGUGCUGCUUUUAUUCAUUGAUUUGUAGACGUAUUAUAUAAAUUGGACUUAAUAUGAUAUUGUUAAUGAAACUUCUUCAAAAAUACUUGGAGCAGAAUACAAUUUCAGACAUACAUUAUAAAGGCUGAGAUAUUUGUCUCACUAAAAUCUGUUAAAAUCUAUGUUCAGGGUCUGACUGUUAAGAACAUAAGACAUGGUCCUUAAAUAUGAAAUCCAGAAUAUGUUAUAUAUGAUUAUACUGGAAGAAAUUGACACCUUGAAAUCCAUACUACAUUGUAUAUGAAAAAAAACAACUGUUCCUUCAAAAAGAAAAUCUUGAGGACAAAGUUUUACUGAAAAAUCAUUAACAGCACUUUUUUUUAGAAGUUACUGUCAUUUUCAUUAAGGUUAACUUUGCAAUUACCUGUGGGAAUUUGGUGACAUACAUUGUUUACAUAUAGCAUGUAUUUAAUAUAUGUUGAAUUAUUGUUGACUUUUGUCAUUUGAUUGCUUAUUGCUUUUUCACAAUAUAUCUAUAACAUAUCUUUUCAGUAUUUUUUAUCCGAAAAAAGAUUUGUAAUGAUAAAGCAAAGAAGAAGUUUUUAUUAUGCUGUGCAGUGCAAUAUUACAUUGGUAAUUAUAAAGGGCUAACCAGCAGUGGAUCUUUAAGCUCUGUUCCUCUUGUCAGAUUAUCUCCCUUCAUGGCUUAUCUCUUUCUCUCAGAUUUGUUCUAAAAAAAACUGCUUAUUUGUUGGUUUCUAAAUUUCAUUUUUACAUUGGAAAUUGGAAACUCAGAUUUUGUGGUAAAACACAAGACAGUCAAUUAACCACUUUUUUGACAAAUGAGUAAGGAGAAGUUUUGAUGAGGACUGGAAUAUUGAUAAACAGUAUAUAGUUACAAUAAUCAAAAGCAUUGGGGAAAAAACAUUUCAGUUAAUAUAUCAACAGAAUUUCUUGGAAAAGGAAAGAAAAUGUAACUAUUGAAACAUGUUUUUGGCAUGGUAUGGAUUUUUAAAAUGUACACCAAAAUAGAUUUUAGUAAACCAUAUAAUUGUUGUUUUAUGAAGAAAUGUUACGGAAAUUAUCAGUUGUGAAUCUUACCAAAGUUUUCCUACAUACUGUAGUGAUCACAAGAAUGGAUAUGCCAAAAGGUUAUUGAUGUAGAUGUCUUAUUUGAUAGAUUAAGAAUUAAGGUAUAUAAUUGUUUGAUAAGGCAAAACUAGGGAUAUGCAUGUAAAAUCAUUGUAAUUCUUGUUUCAUGAUAUUUGUGUCUAAGAUGUAAAAGUUCCACUGAAUUCAUUACAACAUUGCUUCCAUAUUUCAGUGUUCUGUAGGUAAGAAAGAUCAUCACUUUGUCUAUGUAAUGCUGAAUCAGCACCCGUUCAGGUUAAAGUUUUCUGAUUCUUAAACAUAAUGUUACAGAUAAUGUUUUGAAGUAAGGCCAAUAAAACAAAACAGUCUGAAAAUUAACUUUGUGUAAAAUUUUCAUAUCAUAUAUCAUAAACUUGGAUUAUAAAUGCAAUUGACCAUGUGACUAUUUGCAAUUCAGUCUAUUGUGUAUGUUACACACCAGCUUACUUGUAAUACAAAUUGUAUAUCUGCACAUUUACUUCUAAUACAAGUUAUGUAUAUAAUGAAAUGACUUACGAUACAAGCUUUUACUAAGUUAUUGUUGUCUUGUGUUACAGCAGGUCUAUAUAUUCCAUGCUUACUUGAAUUAGGAGUUGUAUGUAUGAUAUGUUUACUUGUAUUACAAGUUUUAUGUGUCUACUUGUAUAACAAUUUGUGUGUAUGUUUACUGUCUUACAAGUAGUUCACUCCUAGUAUGUGUCACUAGUUGUUAACACUAUGCACAGAGAAUCCUAUAACUGUUGUUCUUCAUUACCAGCUAUUAUCAUAUCUUUGUAAUUAAUCCUUGUCUGUUAUACCAGUCACAAACAUUUAAAUACAUACAUUUUCUGCUUGUAUUAGGUGUGUUUACAACACACUACACACCUUGUCAGCUGUAACCACACACCUUGUCAGUUAUAACUGCACACCUUGUCAGUUACAACUACAGAGUUUUUCAGUUAUAACAAAACACCUUGCCAGUAAUAACUGCACACCUUGUCAGUUAUAAUUACACACCUUGUCAGUUAUAACUAUAACUGCACACCUUGUCAGUUAUAACCACACACCUUGUCAGUUAUAACUAUGACUGUACAUCUUGUCAGUUAUAACCGCAUACCUUGUCAGUUAUAACUACAGAGUUUGUCAGUUAUAACCGCACACCUUGUCCGUUAUAACUACACACCUUGUCAGUGAUAACUACACACCUUGUCAGUUAUAACCACACACCUUGUCAGUUAUAACCACACACCUUGUCAGGUAUAACUACACAUAAUGUCUGUUAUUAAAUCUUUGUGACUCUGUGUGUUAUAUUGUUAACUAGAAACACUAAGUGUUAUAUCCGGCUGGUAUAGAUGUGUAAUUAGAAGGAUUGUCUUACUACAAGCUGGAACAUUAUCUGUUAGUUUCAACAACUGUGUAUGUCUGUUCUAGUGUAGGUAUAAAUACGAUCUGUUGUUUGUACAGCAUAAUGGUUCUUGUCAACAUGUCUUGACAUGUAUGGUUGAAUAAAAGAUUUUCAAAUGAAUAA
This is a messenger RNA of Ylistrum balloti, 6611 nucleotides long. RefSeq names its product synaptogyrin-2-like. The record is from RefSeq and is a predicted model, not a curated record. Gene Ontology annotation, cellular component: neuromuscular junction; synaptic vesicle membrane. Bases 1 to 678 code for a protein of 225 amino acids. The transcript is spliced from 4 exons. NCBI's taxonomy places the organism in Eukaryota, Metazoa, Mollusca, Bivalvia, Pectinida, Pectinidae.